GCCCAGCCUUACCAUUCUACCGCACCUGCCGGUGGCCGCCUUUAUAAAAUGACCUUCUGUCUCUUCUCUCACUCCUCUCUCUAUCUCUCGCUUCCAAACGGCCCCGACCGCCUCGAGCACCCUCUCUUCCUGGUUUUGGCAGUUUUACCUGCAAGAGCUUCUCGUUUCUUCAUAUAUCAUUGAAGGAAAGAACCAGGGAAUGCAGAAAGAUGUGCUUUAACGCUGAGAAUUGCUUCUUCAAAGCCUGUGAGCUUGUAACUCCAUUUGGGCUGCCAUUGUUUGUACUUGAUGAGAUUGGAUGCAUGACAGAUUACGAAGUCAAUCUCUGUGCCCAAAUGCACAAUGAACCUACAACUAGAAUCUCUGCCGUGUUGAAUCACGGCCUCGGUGACGACGGUUGAUUUCUUCAACUUCAAAUACUCCUGCCAGCAAAUAACUUACAUCUUUUAGCAGGAAUACAUUAUUUAUUAUUGUAUUAGGGUUACAGUUUGGAAUGGAAAAGAAGGGGAAUGUGCUGAUGCAAAGGUAUGAAUUUGGGAAAUUAUUAGGCCAAGGAAAUUUUGCUAAGGUCUACCAUGCAAGGGAAAUUAAAACUGGCCAGAGUGUGGCCAUAAAGGUAAUUGAUAAAGAGAAGAUUUUGAAGGUAGGGUUGAUGGAUCAAACAAAGCGGGAGAUUUCUGUUAUGAAACUAGUAAAGCAUCCUAAUGUUUUGCAGCUUGAUGAGGUAAUGGCCAGCAAAACCAAAAUUUUCUUUGUUCUGGAAUAUGCUAAAGGUGGCGAGCUCUUUAACAAGGUGGCUAAAGGGAGGCUCAAGGAAAAUAUUGCACGAACAUAUUUUCAACAGUUGAUCAGUGCAGUUGAUUUUUGCCACAGCAGGGGUGUUUAUCACCGGGAUUUGAAACCAGAAAACCUACUUCUUGAUGAGAAUGGAAUUCUAAAGGUUUCAGAUUUUGGGUUGAGUGCACUGGCUGAAUGUAAGCAUCAAGAUGGAUUACUUCACACAAGUUGUGGUACCCCUGCGUAUGUAGCACCUGAAGUAAUAGGUAGAAAAGGCUAUGAUGGGGCCAAAUCUGACAUAUGGUCUUGUGGUGUGAUCUUGUUUGUUCUGCUGGCUGGUUGUCUUCCAUUCCAUGAUUCAAAUCUUAUGGAGAUGUAUAGGAAGAUAUCCAAGGCAGAGUAUAAAUGCCCUAAUUGGUUUCCAUCGGAAGUGCGCAGGCUUCUGUCAAAAAUGCUUGAUCCAAACCCAAAUACUAGGAUUUCCAUUGCGAAAAUGAUGGAACAUCGAUGGUUCAGAAGAGGGCUCAACUCCGAAGUUGUAAAUCCUGAGACAGGAGUUAAAGAAUUAGCUUCACUGGAUGCUGAUGUGAUUCAAGGUGCUUGUGAGAGUGAUAUUGUUAGUGCUGCUGAGGCAAAGCAAGGCUCGUCCAAACCUACUAAUUUGAAUGCUUUUGAUAUCAUCUCUCUUUCGACGGGGUUUGAUUUGUCUGGUCUGUUUACAGAAAAUGAGCAGAAGAAAGAAGUAAAAUUUACUUCCCGGAAGCCUGCCUCAUCUAUCAUAUCUAAACUGGAGGACCUUGCUAGACAUCUGAAACUAAAAAUCAAGAAGAAGGGUGGAGGUUUGGUAAGAUUGGAGGGAUCAAAGGAAGGUAGAAAGGGCGCACUGGCCAUUGACACAGAAAUAUUUGAGUUCACUCCAUCUUUUCAUUUGGUGGAAGUGAAGAAGUCCAAUGGAGAUACGUUGGAGUUUCAGAGGAUGCUGAAGCAGGAUAUAAGACCAGCUCUCAAGGACAUUGUUUGGGCUUGGCAAGGUGAGCAGCAGCUGGAACCGCAGUAGCUGCAUUCUUACUGAAUCUGCUCGCCAUGAGCCCCAAAUAGGAGAGCAGGAAAAGCCCCGCUGAUCUAGAGUUGUCUAUUUGCCCUCUUUAAAGGGUAAGUUUUUGUAGGGUCAGUGAGAUUUUAUGGGAAAUGUCCCUAGAUGUGAUUUUUGGGAUAUAUAUAUACUGAGAUACAAUGAUUGUAGUAACUUUAGUUAUUGUGAUAUAUGGUAUGAGAUGUUUAUGAUUGUAUGUUUCAUGC
Malania oleifera is the source of this 2076-nucleotide messenger RNA. RefSeq names its product CBL-interacting protein kinase 18-like. The coding region runs from base 494 to 1834 and encodes 446 amino acids. Gene Ontology annotation, molecular function: protein kinase activity; ATP binding. Lineage: Eukaryota; Viridiplantae; Streptophyta; Magnoliopsida; Santalales; Ximeniaceae. The record is from RefSeq and is a predicted model, not a curated record. Gene Ontology annotation, biological process: protein phosphorylation; signal transduction. The transcript is spliced from 3 exons.